Molecule: messenger RNA, 1127 nt
Organism: Spinacia oleracea (spinach)
Lineage: Eukaryota; Viridiplantae; Streptophyta; Magnoliopsida; Caryophyllales; Amaranthaceae
Product: small heat shock protein, chloroplastic
Exons: 3
Coding region: 117-830 (237 amino acids)
Source: RefSeq, a predicted model, not a curated record
AGGGUGGACUGUGAUCAUCUCCUGCACCGCACACUGGCCACUGCACUGUUGCACUCCCCCUCUGCCUCUCUCCAAACGCUGAAAGUAACCAAUACUGUAGCGCCACCUCAUUAAUUAUGGCUGAAUUCGUACUACAGCAGUUAAAGGCAGGAGAGAGAAUGAGUUUCCGUGUGAUGAUGGCUGGUGUAGCAAGAGUCUCUUCCCGCCGUAACAACCUCAACCACGGUUUUCUCAGCCUUCCACCACCACCAAAACCACUCCCUACUGCUGUUGGAACUUCUCUUCGUCACCUCUCCUAUUACUGCAGAUAUGCUGACAGACUCCCUCCUUCCUGUGCCUUCCGAGCUAAGUAUGGAUACCCAUACCCGUCGUCCUCACCUGCUGAAGAAAUGAGAAAGAAGCAGCCAUCAUAUGAUACCUCAAGUGACGAUUCAAGUGACAAUUCUGGUGAUGAAUCGGAAGCUGAUGGUGAGCAGAAGAAGCCAAACUAUAAAGAGAAGCAGUCAAUCUAUGUGAAGCAUGGCGAUGAAGCUCUGUACGUGAAGAUGGAUAUGCCAGGGGUAGGCAAAGAAGAUGUGAAGAUCUAUGUAGAGGGCAGCUUUCACGAUCACGCUCUUUGUGUGAAGGGAGUGAGGAAGUCGGACCCUGAAUUUGAUGAGUGUCGUGAAUAUAAGAGCUGUCCUAAAUCGUAUGAGUACCGUUUGAGCUUGACGCCUAACCACAAGGUUGAAGGGACCAAGGCAGAGAUGAUGAAUGGAGUGCUCAAGGUUACUAUUCCUAAGGCCAGGAUUGAGGAGAGGAUGGAUGUGGUGCUCAUUCCGGUUAACUGAUUCCAUUGCUAGACUAAUCUUUUUGGUCAUACUAGUGAUCGACUUAUAAUCCUGUACUUGUUUAACUUUAAUUUGCUGGUAAAAACUUGUGUUGUCGACUCUUUCCAUUGUGGUGUUGCUUUUCUUGGUUGUGAUUUGUGCACAUAGGUUCUUGAUUUGCCCUGCUGAUCACCAAAGUUAUGGAACUAGCUAGCUAGGCUGUUGAGCUUCUAAUGAAAAUGCAGGACUUUGAGACUCAUGAUCUAUGCUAAUUUGCUUUUCAUCUUAUUAUAAUAUAUAUCUUCUGUUUUUGUUCUA